AAUGUCCCCGUGACGUCAACGGGCCCCCAAAAAAAGCCUCAAUGCCAAGUUUAGGCAGUUGUUUAGAGGCCUCACAAUGAAAAGCCUGAUAGCAUGAGUUAAAUCUAUUUGGACAAAAGAAACUUGAUGCCCGUUUGUCUCCUACUGUUUCCAACCAAGAGGUUGCCGUAAGACCAUAAAGCCUUACAGAUGCAGUGUUAGGAGAAGGAUUAGCAGGACAAAGGCCAGAUUAGACGUGUGGAUAACAUAACAAAUAUGAGUAAGCAGGAGUCAAUAACCUCUUGUUUGGCCAAAAUGUACGAGAGUAAGUUUGACCAAAGUACGGGGCCCGGAAAAUCCCCAGUGAAGCCUCCAGGAUUGGCCAACAACAUGGACAACAAGCUGAACCUGCUCAACGAGAAAAUGGACAAGCUGUUACACUUUCAGGAAGAUGUCAUGGGCAAGCUGGAAACGGUUUCUCACGGGAUGGACCUGCUGGGUAAAGGGAUGGAUAAACUGUCGGCCUCUCAUGGACCCAACCCACAAAGUCCCAAGGAGAACAUUGAGCCGGCUGUAGAGGAAAGAAGCUUCUCUGAAUUAAUACGACUUCUUAAAAUGUUACAUGGAGAAUCUAUUAUUCACCAAGAGAAACUAGAUGGCCUUCAAAAGAUGAUGUCAACGAUGGAUAAGGUGGUGGCAUUCGUGGGGAACACUCUCAAAAACUCUAAAAUUGUGGAUUUCAUUCUAAAGGGUACAGUUCCUUGGAGGAAGGAGGAGGAGGCCAAAGAUGACGCUGAAGAGAAAGAAAGCAAACCAAAGCAUGUCCUCGCCAGCAGAGGAUCACAGAUUGACGUUCAGAGAGCGACAGCAACUCCACAGAAGAGCAGCAGCUCGGAAGGCAGAAGACUCAGCCAUAAAAUGGCUCAGUGUACCAGUCAUCAUGCUAAAGCCGACUCUACUGAUGUCCAGACUCUAGAUAUACCUCAACAACCUGACAGCUCUCAUAAUGCCAAACCGUGGACACAGAAAGUGGCAGGAGAACUACCAGGAGAUAAAAAUGCCCAGACAGAUUCAGAUGCUCGGCAUAAACAACCUUCCCUCACCCCAGCAGCGGACCAGAGUUCCAAAACCGAAGAACCUAAGCAGAUUGUUGAGGAACCUGGAGGAGAUCCUGAUCCCCUUCCUCAAAAGAUGAUCUCUGCAACAUGUCCACAGUCUCCAGAAGACCAUCUCCAGAGGAAAAGCACUUGUGUCCAGACAGAGGAGAUAAGCAAUUCAGGAACCAGAUCUGUACCAGAAAAAGAACAAAAGUCUGACAAGAAUACACCAGCUUCAGCGCGACAUAAAACACAAGCUACAAGUAAGGAUACGAAAACAUCCUCUGCAACCCAAACUGAGGACAUACAACCAGAAGAACCCGUGCCGACUCAGAAAAUAGGCCACAUGGACCUAAAACAAGCACAAAAUUCUGACAAGGGAGUGAAGGGUGGAGUAAAACCCAACCAAACAGAACUGGUUAGAAAAGACUGUGGCCCCGCCCCAACUCCCGCUUCCUCUUCUGUCAACAAACCACCAGUGGACACAAGGACCGCCCUGGAGGACUCGUCUCUGCAUGUUAUUGAUGAUUGCCCGCCACCUCCUGCACCUUUCAACCACAGGAUAGUCAGCAUUAAGCAAGCCAUAUUGUCAUCCUGUUACACAGUCUGCCAGCAUGAAGUCCUCGGGGGCGGACGUUUUGGUCAAGUCCACAAGUGUGUAGAGAUAUCCACCGGGCUACGACUGGCUGCCAAAAUCAUUAAAAUUAAAGCUCCGAAGGACAGGGAUGAGGUGAAGAACGAAAUUAAUAUCAUGAACCAGUUAAACCAUGUGAACCUGAUACAGUUAUACGACGCCUUCGAGUGCAAAAACGACUUGACCUUGAUCAUGGAAUACUUGGACGGCGGCGAAUUAUUUGACCGGAUCACAGAUGAGAAUUACCAUCUCACAGAACUGGACGCCAUAAUGUUCACCAAACAGAUCUGCGAAGGGAUUUACUACGUGCACCAGCAGUAUAUACUACACUUAGACCUGAAGCCUGAAAAUAUUUUGUGCAUCAAUCGAACUGGAAACCAAAUCAAAAUUAUUGAUUUUGGACUAGCAAGAAGGUACAAGCCAAGAGAGAAGCUGAAGGUGAAUUUUGGAACGCCAGAGUUUUUGGCUCCAGAAGUGGUGAAUUAUGACUUUGUGUCGUUCCCAACCGAUAUGUGGAGCGUGGGGGUCAUUACCUACAUGCUACUCAGCGGUCUAUCGCCAUUUCUGGGAGAAAGUGACGCAGAAACCAUGAACUACAUUGUCAAUUGCAACUGGGACUUUGACUCGGAGGCAUUCGAUCAGGUGUCCGAAGAGGCCAAAGACUUCAUCUCAGGGCUUUUGCUCAAAGAAAAGAGCUGUAGACUGAGCGCCGGGCAAUGCUUAAAGCAUGAGUGGCUGACGAAUUUGCCCCUAAAGGCCAAGAAAUACAAAGUUCGCUUGAAGUCUCAGAUCAUGCUUCAGAAAUACAUGGCCCAAAGGAAAUGGAAAAAACAUUUCUACGUGGUCGCGGCUGCCAAUCGUCUCAGGAAGUUCCAGCUGCUUUCCCUCAAACCCUCCUAGAACAAGACUACGACACUUGUGCGUGGAUUGUACAUAACACCCGCCUGGCCGCCCUAACACUAAGGACUGCACUAUGUACACGGGGGGGUCAUGUGGUGACCGAUAUCCACUGUCUGGGGGGCACAGUGUGAAUGUGGUGGUUGUGGAAAUAGUAUACCCAAUGUAGAUAGAGAUCUUCACCCUUGGCCUUUUGGAUCCUCAGAUUUGUACCGCCAUCCCUUCAUACCUUGUAUUAAAUAUCUCAGCACCCCCCCACCUCAGGCCAAACGCGGUACUGCACACCACUUUGGCCUGAAUCCUGCACGUUUUGCGAGACAACAC
Messenger RNA from Rana temporaria (common frog), 2931 nucleotides. It is a transcript of the gene MYLK3, whose product is annotated as myosin light chain kinase 3. The coding region runs from base 256 to 2610 and encodes 784 amino acids. Lineage: Eukaryota; Metazoa; Chordata; Amphibia; Anura; Ranidae. Gene Ontology annotation, cellular component: nucleus; cytoplasm. The record is from RefSeq and is a predicted model, not a curated record. Gene Ontology annotation, molecular function: ATP binding; protein serine/threonine kinase activity. The transcript is spliced from 13 exons. Gene Ontology annotation, biological process: protein phosphorylation; positive regulation of apoptotic process; intracellular signal transduction.